This is a messenger RNA of Nematostella vectensis (starlet sea anemone), 1930 nucleotides long. RefSeq names its product putative serine protease K12H4.7. Gene Ontology annotation, biological process: proteolysis. The record is from RefSeq and is a predicted model, not a curated record. Lineage: Eukaryota; Metazoa; Cnidaria; Anthozoa; Actiniaria; Edwardsiidae. Gene Ontology annotation, molecular function: dipeptidyl-peptidase activity; serine-type exopeptidase activity. The coding region runs from base 256 to 1755 and encodes 499 amino acids. The transcript has 9 exons.
UUGUUUAUCCCUCACAUGAAUAGCAUGUGUUGUGACACCGUGUGUGAGCCCAACAGAAGUCUCUGUUCCGAGAUAACUGCGAGUGUUCUCAGAGUUAUCCUCAUGUCACACGCUUUUUGCACUAUUUUCUAGAUGCAUUAGGCCUUAUAUUUCUCCGUCAGCUGUAAUUAUCGAGGGUUUCUCGGCUUUUGGAACUGCCGCUUCCGGAAAAGCGCACUACUUCGUUUGACAGCACAGCGCGAACGGGUCAGAAAUAUGCGUUCAAAUAUCCAGCAAUUCUUAUUCUUCUUCACAUUUCUCUUCACUGCAUUUUAUGAAGGUGAAGCUGUACGCUUGUAUCUUGGCCGCCCGAAAGGAGGCAUGCUUCAAGCACCUAAAAUUCCACUGGGAUUUUCUGCACCGCCAGAAAACUGGUUCAUACAACGGCUUGAUCACUUCGAUGACUCUAACACCGAAACAUGGAAACAGCGGUUUUAUUACAACGACACUUUUCGCAAGACAAAAGACAGCCCGGUAUUUCUCAUGGUUGGAGGGGAAGGAGCUAUCAGUCCUGUUUGGGUUUUGAUUGGAAAUAUGAUGAAAUAUGCCGAAGGAUUUGGAGCAAUGGCUUUCAUACUGGAGCACCGGUUUUACGGGCAGAGUCACCCAAGAAGUGACAUGAGUGAUGCAAACCUCAAAUACCUAAACAGUGAGCAGGCACUUGCAGACUUGGCUGCCUUUCGACAAGCCAUGUCCGUCAAGUUCAACUUAACAGACAGCAAGUGGAUUUCAUUUGGCGGUUCCUACCCAGGCUCUCUUUCAGCAUGGCUGAGACUCAAGUACCCUCAUCUUAUACAUGGUGCUGUUGCAUCAAGUGCUCCUGUGCUUGCCCAGCUUUACUUCCCCGAGUACCUAGAAGUGGUAACUGCGUCUCUAGAGACGACUGGGCCAGACUGUACCAAGAACAUUGCUAAUGCUACUGCUGUCAUUGAGGAGUUGCUAGAUGCUGAUCAAGGAACCAAGAAAUUGACUGACUUAUUCAGGGUGUGUGAGCCUCUGAACAGAAGAAAUGACAAUGAUGUGUCAACCUUCUCGUCAAACCUGGCAGGACUGUUUAUGGGCGUGGUCCAGUAUAAUAAGGACAACAGGGCCUUUGAGGGCGUACCGGGGACUAACAUCACCAUAGCAACCGUCUGUGGCAUAAUGAAUGACAAGUCCCUUGGCCCCGCCCUGAUGAGAUACGCAAAGCUGAACUCACUUAUCCUUGACACUUAUGGCGAGAAAUGCCUAGACGCCAGCUACCAGAACGCUAUCAACUCCCUCCGCAAUGUAUCAUGGGACAGUAGUGCUGCCGAAGGAGGUCGUCAAUGGACCUAUCAGACUUGUACCGAGUUUGGAUUCUACCAGACCACAGAUUCGGAUAACCAACCAUUUGGGAAACGAUUCCCUCUCAAGUACUCUAUUCAGCAGUGCAUGGACGUGUUUGGGGAAGCAUUCAACAGUUCUAACCUCGCUAGCGGAAUAAGGCAAACCAACACUAACUAUGGCGGCAAGGGCAUCGCCUCGAGCAGGAUUGUGUUCCCUAAUGGGUCUAUCGACCCCUGGCACGCCCUGGGCAUUAUCAAGGACGUCAGCGAUACAGAGCAGGCCGUGUUUAUCCAAGGAACAGCGCACUGUGCAAAUAUGUAUCCGGAAAGCGAUAGCGACUCGCCACAGCUUAAGCAAGCGCGUGAGGUGAUCAAACAGCACAUCGCCAAGUGGCUGAUAAGUGGAUGAGGGAUGAUAAAAAGGUUAGGUGUUAGUGGAGGGGACGUAGACCAGUAAUGUUAGACGGAAACAUUGAUCGAUAGGAUCAUCCCAUCAUCAUUAUCAUCAUCACUAAUAUGAUUAUCAUAAUCCUCAUAAUUAUAUUUACCGCCACAACACCACCGCCAGCAUCACCAUCAUCAUC